AUGGCGAAAGCUUCCCAUACAUUGCAAAAAGGUGCUGUCGUCCAGCACACCGCCAAAGCCCAUAACCUGAAAGGUCAACUGCCUGAAGGGAGGAUGGAAUCUUUGGCAACAACCAUUCGUUUCAUCACGCUGAACUGCCGAACACUAUCGAGUGAACCCCAACAAGCCGCUCUAUCCAGACUUCUGCGAUAUCUCUGUGUGCCUCUUGCUGCACUGCAGGAAACACGCAUGAGAGGUCGGCCCGUCAUCAGCCUUGAAAAUUACACCAUAUACUGCGGUGAUGCUGAUAAGAACAAAGUAGGUGGCUGCGCGAUAGCUGUGAGGAACGAUUACAGGAACCUGGUGGAGAAAUUUGGCUCAACGUCGUCUAGAUGCGCCUUUCUACGACUGCGGGAUAGCAGAGGACAAAAACUCUGGAUCGUAAGUGCUCACGCACCUACGGAGACCGCUGAGGACAACAGUAAGGACGCCUUCUAUGAUGAACUCAAUGCGUUGAUGUCUAAAAUACGAAGCCAGCAGGUGGUCAAUCGACGCAAAUGCGAAGAUGGAACUCGAACAGCAAUCCGAUGUGCUAAGAAAAUGGUACUAUGCAGCGGAGCGCACGUCGGACAACGGUGA
Molecule: messenger RNA, 618 nt
Organism: Necator americanus (New World hookworm)
Lineage: Eukaryota; Metazoa; Nematoda; Chromadorea; Rhabditida; Ancylostomatidae
Exons: 1
Coding region: 1-618 (205 amino acids)
Source: RefSeq, a predicted model, not a curated record